Mus pahari (shrew mouse) is the source of this 3030-nucleotide messenger RNA. RefSeq names its product family with sequence similarity 76 member A (gene Fam76a). The transcript has 9 exons. NCBI's taxonomy places the organism in Eukaryota, Metazoa, Chordata, Mammalia, Rodentia, Muridae. The coding region runs from base 91 to 1014 and encodes 307 amino acids. The record is from RefSeq and is a predicted model, not a curated record.
CCGGCCGCCGCCGCCAGGUUGUGCCUGAGACUGUCAGAUACAGCGGCGGGCCGGCGGGAGGGGCGGCGGCGAGCACGGCCCGGGCCGGACAUGGCGGCGCUGUACGCCUGCACCAAGUGCCACCAGCGCUUCCCCUUCGAGGCGCUGUCUCAGGGGCAGCAGCUGUGCAAGGAGUGCCGGAUUGCCCACCCUGUUGUGAAGUGCACCUAUUGCAGGACCGAGUACCAGCAGGAGAGUAAAACUAAUACAAUAUGCAAGAAGUGUGCCCAGAAUGUACAGUUAUAUGGAACGCCUAAGCCUUGUCAGUAUUGCAACAUAAUUGCUGCAUUUAUUGGGAAUAAAUGCCAGCGCUGCACAAAUUCAGAGAAGAAGUAUGGACCCCCAUACUCCUGUGAGCAGUGCAAGCAGCAGUGCGCAUUUGACAGGAAGGACGACCGGAAGAAGGUGGAUGGGAAGCUGCUGUGCUGGCUGUGCACACUGUCGUACAAGCGUGUCCUUCAGAAGACCAAAGAGCAGAGGAAGCACCUGAGCAGCUCUUCUCGAGGCAGCCAUCAGGAGAAGGAGCGGUCCAGCCGCCUGAGUGGGGGCAGCCAUUACAACAGCCAGAAAACACUUUCUACAUCUUCAAUUCAAAAUGAAAUCCCAAAGAAAAAAUCCAAGUUUGAGUCAAUCACAACUAACGGAGACAGCUUUUCCCCAGACCUGGCUCUGGAUUCUCCAGGCACUGACCACUUUGUCAUCAUUGCUCAGCUGAAGGAAGAGGUGGCCACUCUGAAGAAGAUGUUGCAUCAGAAGGAUCAAAUGAUCUUAGAGAAAGAAAAGAAGAUCACGGAGCUGAAGGCUGAUUUUCAGUACCAGGAGUCUCAGACUCGGGCCAAAAUGAACCAAAUGGAGAAAACCCACAAGGAGGUGACAGAGCAACUGCAGGCCAAAAACCGAGAGCUUCUGAAACAGGCAGCUGCCUUGUCUAAGAGCAAGAAAUCUGAGAAGUCAGGCACCAUAACGUCUCCGUGAAGACCUCCGUGAAGGCUCCCAGCAACAACAGCCAACGUUCCCGGGUCAGGGUUGGUGACCUGGCUGGUCUCUGGGAAGUGCGCUUUCCUACAGAAUCUCUUAUUUUCUUACCUUACCCCUCUUUGUUCGGAUGUAGUGGGCUGCAAGGGAACACCUGGUCUGUGCCCUGUUAUGGCUGCAUGCUGAGCGCUUAGGGUCCCAGAUUUCCUUCUUUCCUCCUCCCGCGCCGCCCCUCCCCACCCCGUGCUUCUCUCUCUCUCUCUCUCUCUCUCUCUCUCUCUCUCUCUCUCUCUCUCUCUCUCUGUUUUAGUACUCUGUUUUCCAUAGUGGUCACUGCUCAGUGUCAUGUGCAGAGUGUCUGUCCACCAUCCCACCUGCCAUCCCCAUGAGCAAGCAGUCUGACGUCAGCUGUACAUCACUGCCGCCCCCAACCUCAAAAACUGCCACCUGGAGACUCUGUGCAGUGAGGGAGGCUUUUUCUCACCAAUAAACCUUUUGCUUCAGGGUAUACUCUUGGGUUUUUUCCAGGUAUAUUAUGUAUGACCUUUGUACUAUGUAUAGACAGAGUUUUAUUUAUUUUUUAAAAAGGAAACCUUUUCUUGAUAAAGGAAUGAUGGCAGCCUGCUAGUUCUUGUAAAAGUGAUGCCUCUUUAAAAAAAGAAAAAAAAAAAAUCCAGUCCCGUUUCCUAGCUUUAGUAAAAGAAGGCAAUCUUUUCUUUCUUAUUACCUUAGAGUCUUGAUGCUGAGGUAAUGUUAGAGGCGUACGUGUGGAGCUAAGUGCCUUUUGGAGGACCCCAUGGAAGAGCGCUUGAGGAGAUGCUUAAGGAAGGUUGCUAAGUUUGACCAGUCUGUCUUUAAGUAGGGCAGAAAGACGGUUGUCCAGGUUGUACUGGACACUUCCUCCUCUACCCACCCCUCCUCCUCCUUCUACAUAAUUUUAAAUUCCCACACUGCCACUUCUUUUUUAAAAAUAUUCCUGUUUCUUGCUACAUCAGCUGUCGUACCAGGUUGUUAUCACAACCUGGGUCUUUGGUUUUGUUUUUUAACUUGAGCAGAUUCAAGCGGGAUAAGAUGUGCACUACUGUGCGUUUCCGAGGGCCGGCAUGGGUUGCUUGGGUGCAGGCUGUGGGGAGAACCUCAUUGUACCUCCCUUUCUCUCACCUCAUCCUGCGUGCUCCCUGUUCUUAGUGGAAUGUUCAGAAAGCACGCACUUGUGGGAGCAGAAGGCUGUGCCCUUGUCCCUGUCUGACUCGGUAGUUGUGGGAAGGAGCCGAGCCCUCCAUCUUUGUUAAAGAACUAGAGAUGGGGAGUAUGUGCUGGGACACAGAGCAAACCCUGCAGAGCUAGAGCGGAUCCUGAAGGCAGUGACAUUGGGACAGACAGGGUCACUGUUCACCUGCUCUGUAGUCUGAGAUUAUACUCUCCAAAGAGUCACAUGCACACAGGUGAGCAGCGGUCCUCGUACGAGUGGCUCUUCCUGACAGGAGAUUGUGUAUCACUGUGGUCGGGAGUGCAAUUUUCCCUUCUAAGCAGGGAAAACUGCCGUGCUAAAUCAUUUUGUAACUUUCCAAAUGAGAAACUUCUAGGUAAAGAUAAACUAUCAUUCAAUAUUUUUCAGAUGCAUUUGCAUUGGCUGUGGGGAAAAGAUGGUAGAAAAAGAAUAACAGUCAUGGUUUCUUCAACAAAAAGUAAGACUGAGAAAUUGUUGGUGUGGUGUGACAAUAUACAAAGGCUUACUUAGUUUUAUACUAAACCUUUUUUAAGGUCUUAGCAUUUAAUAUUCAGCAAAUCCACACAUUUUCUAAACUACCAUGAGCUCCUGAAAGAUAGAGGGACCUCAGUCCUGAAAUGUUGAUUUUUUUUUUUAAAUCAUGACAGCAUUUUACCAUGUAAUUGAGUAACUUUUGGUAACACCUUCUGUUUCUUUGUAUGUUUGUAAUAAUGGACAUUUUAAAACAUAGGAAUGUUUGGUUUGUACAGACUUUGACAAAUGUGUGUUAAUAAAAAUUCAUACUG